This is a messenger RNA of Cyprinus carpio (common carp), 3299 nucleotides long. RefSeq names its product syntaxin-16-like. Gene Ontology annotation, cellular component: membrane; SNARE complex; endomembrane system. Gene Ontology annotation, biological process: vesicle fusion; vesicle-mediated transport; intracellular protein transport. The record is from RefSeq and is a predicted model, not a curated record. Lineage: Eukaryota; Metazoa; Chordata; Actinopteri; Cypriniformes; Cyprinidae. Gene Ontology annotation, molecular function: SNARE binding; SNAP receptor activity.
CUUCCAAAGCGGAAGUUUCAUUGUGAAGUCACGUCUACGUAUUCCACGUCACGGUAACGGAAGUGGAGAUGGUGAUCCAUUAUCUGAAGCCGAGCUGAGAACUUGGGUUAUCGGUCUUGUAAUGUCGCAGUACUUUACAGGAUACAGACUCAGGACAGUCUCGGUCUAAAAGAGAGCCGAAACCUCUCGGAAGAGGAGGCGCUGAGUUGCUCGCUAGUUUAGCAGCCAGCUGCCUUGGCGACGAGCUGAGUAACGUUAACUAAUCUCAAGACAGCCAUCGAGGCAGCUCGCAGUUAUUUCAUUUUACUGUCGCCUUGUAUUGCGUAGCCAUGGCAACUCGGCGACUGACCGAUGCCUUCUUAUUAAUGCGGAACAAUGCAAUCCAAAACCGGCAGAUUUUGGCUGAGCAAGUGAGUACAUACGACCCCCGUCGUACUCUGAAUACACGUAGCAAUGCUGCGGAGUUUGAUGAGUUGGCUGAUGACCGUAUGGCCCUGGUGUCAGGCAUCAGUUUGGAUCCAGAGGCUGCUAUCGGUGUCACAAAGAGACUCCCGCCUAAAUGGGUGGAGGGAGUGGAUGAGAUUCAGUAUGAAAUCACACGUAUUCGUCAGAAGAUGAAGGAACUGGCCAGUCUGCACGACAAACACAUGAACCGGCCCACGCUGGAUGACAGCAGUGAAGAGGAGCACGCCAUCGAGAUCACUACACAGGAAAUUACACAGAUGUUUCACAGGUGCCAGCGGGCCGUGACGGGGCUCCAGACUCAGAGCCGUCAUUGUACAGAGCAAGAAAACAGGCUGUUGACCAAUGUGGUCUCCUCACUGGCUCAGAGCCUUCAAGAACUGUCUCUCAACUUCAGACACACACAGUCAAGCUACCUGAAACGUAUGAAAAACCGUGAAGAAAGAUCCAAGCACUUUUUUGACUCUGGUCCUCUUGUGGAGGAAGAUGAAGAUAUUGCACUAUAUGACAGAGGGUUUACAGCUGACCAACUAGUGCUGGUUCAGGAAAACACAGUGCUGGUAGAAGAGCGAGAGAGAGAAAUUCGACAAAUUGUUCAGUCCAUCUCUGACCUUAAUGAGAUAUUUAGAGAUCUUGCCGGAAUGGUUGUUGAACAGGGCACAGUCCUCGACAGAAUUGACUUCAAUGUGGAGCAAGCUUGUGUCAAAACAGAGGAGGGGCUGGAGCAGUUGCAGAAGGCUGAACAGUACCAGAAGAAAAACCGCAAGAUGCUGGUCAUUUUAAUUCUCUUUGUCAUAGUUGUUGUUCUAAUACUUGUUCUGUUCGGGACAAAGUUUAGGUGAAUCAUUCCAUGGCCUCUAGGAGGGAUCUACCUGUAUGUAUGAGAGAAACUGUUGUGUGCGUGACUGGGUAUGCAUGCUAACUUUCAACACCAUUGUUUGGGUGUGGAAAAUUUGGCGAAAUUUGGAAAGCGCUUACGUUUUAAAAUACUACACAACAAAGUAAAGCAAAUAAGGACGCCCCCUUCUGGUCACCAAGUGCAGUGUCUGGAGAUGUUCAUGUUUAAUUCUGUAGUGAGAGGCAGUUUUAGUACUCGGGUUUCUUUCAGAGGGCCAUUUGUCUUCAUUUUUCCCGCAUAAGCACAGUAAUUAGGAGCGUGGAUGCAAUAUGGCAGCAUGCUCAUCUCAACUGCCCUCGUCAUCUCAUUUGAAGAGUAAACAAGAGGAUAAUGGGAAAAGAUGAGUUAUCCUCGGAAGAUAAUCAUAUCAGCUUGGGGGAAUUCAAAAAAGAAAAGAAUUCCAAAAAAGAAUUUCAAAAGAAUUUCCAGGUCCUAUUUCAUCCCAAAAUUUUGCUUAAGUUAUCCUAAAAGCCUUGUUAAUGUUUUUCUUCUUAUUUUGUUGGACAUUUCCCUCUCAACUCUCAUUAUUGUAAUGCAGAAUUAAAUUAUUUUAAAUCAGAAAGUACAGUUGCAGUAUUACAGUAUUUUAUUUUACUGUAUAACAGUGGUACAAAUCUAAUGGGAAUCACCAUUGAUAAUAAUGGAAGGUAAAUUAGAAUACAUUAAAAUAACUGAGACUUUAGGGGCUUAAUGGUUGUAAAAAUAAUUUCAUGAUGCAUAUUCUUUUGAAUAUUGGGUUCAAUGUCACCUGAACGUGUUUUUAAAGAUUCGCCCACUUUCUUGGGUUCAAUCAACAUCAGUUGUCAUCAUCUUCAGUGAAACCUGUCAUAAGCUGCUUUUGAAUCAGACUUUGCUUGCCGGUUAGGAUGUGUUUGUUAGAUGAGAACCCAAGAUGACAUCAUAAACUGUUUUCCUGUAAUUUAAUCUGAAAUUUUUCCACUGUGUGUGUGUGUGUGUGUGUGUGUGUGUGUGUGUGUGUGUGAGAGAGAGAGAGAGAGAAGCACUGACAUUCCAGUCAGCCGUGGAGGAAAUUGCUGACUGAGGAAUGAGCAACGUGUACUCAAAGCAUUUACCAUGUUCAGUUUUUAAUUUUCUUUAAUGUUGUAAAAUGUAUAUCAUUGGGAUUAUGACAUUAGUUCCUCUGCCCACGUCAGCGGAGGUGUUUUAUGCACCAUCAUGUGUUUGUCUAUGUUUUAAUGGCAGUGUUGUUGUCAUUACAUCAGUAUCAUUUCAGUGAUUUAUUCAGUGAAAAGCAGGAGUGAUUCAUCAAGAUUUUUUGCUUCACUCUGUUCCUUGCCUUAAAGAGUGAACAUUUGUGCGCUGAACUUGGAUGUUUUUAAAGCUUUCCUUGUCCAUGUUUCAUUGGCUUGUGUUGUCACUACCAACCAUAUCAUUCAGUCUGACCUUUGAACUUAAACUGAACUUUGACCUUCCGUCUCAGACUGAAGUUCAGUUGGGUCUGCUGACUGUUAAACUACUGUUCCCUGUACAAGAUGAAAUUAUUUAUUUAAGAUGCAAAUAUGUGUACAGCAUUUAUGGAGUUCUAUUGUUGUCUAUUGGCAGUCCAGAGUCUUUUUUUUUUCUUUGUAUAUUGUAAUGAUUUACUUUUUUCUGUCCUUUCAAAAAUCAAUUCCUGUUGGCUUUUGUGAAGGGUUAUUGCACCACUACUGUAUGAUGGGGUUAAAUCAUGAAGUUGACCAUGUUAUUUUAUAAAUACAGAGACCGUUUGUUCUUAUGUAAUUUUAGAAGGUUUGAAAAAAAUAUAUAACUGCACAUUCAAGGCUUAAAUCCAUUUAAUGUGAUUUACUCCAUGGUUUUGGCGUGAAACCCCGUGUGAAUAUAAUAUUUUUCUGCCAUUAUGGUACUAUUGUAUGCUAUCUGAACCUUCUGUAAACGCUGAAUAGGUUUUUAAUGAAAUUAAAACAAAAAUAUAUAUAAA